Molecule: messenger RNA, 2034 nt
Organism: Echinops telfairi (small Madagascar hedgehog)
Lineage: Eukaryota; Metazoa; Chordata; Mammalia; Afrosoricida; Tenrecidae
Gene: CHRNB3
Product: cholinergic receptor nicotinic beta 3 subunit
Exons: 6
Coding region: 13-1386 (457 amino acids)
Biological process (GO): regulation of membrane potential; chemical synaptic transmission; nervous system process
Cellular component (GO): neuron projection; synapse; postsynaptic membrane
Molecular function (GO): acetylcholine-gated monoatomic cation-selective channel activity; transmembrane signaling receptor activity
Source: RefSeq, a predicted model, not a curated record
AAAGCUGACACCAUGAGGCUGCCAGCGUUGAUGUGGGCGCUCGUGGUCCUCGGAGCCUCGGAAGCUUCCGAACUCAGUUCCAUCGCCGAACGUGAAGAUGCCCUCCUUAGACACUUAUUCCAAGAUUAUCAGAAAUGGGCUCGCCCCGUCUUAAAUUCAAACGACACCAUCCAAGUGCAUUUUGGAUUGAAAAUAUCUCAGCUGGUUGAUGUGGAUGAAAAGAAUCAGCUGAUGACGACAAAUGUGUGGCUCAAACAGGAAUGGACAGACCACAAAUUACACUGGGAUCCUGAGGAAUAUGGUGGAAUCCAUUCCAUUAAAGUUCCAUCAGAAACCCUCUGGCUUCCUGACAUCGUUCUCUUCGAGAACGCUGAUGGACGUUUUGAAGGCUCCCUCAUGACCAAGGUCAUCGUGAAGCACGACGGAACCGUCGUUUGGACGCCCCCUGCCAGUUAUAAAAGCUCGUGCACCAUGGACGUCACCUUUUUCCCAUUUGACCGCCAGAACUGUUCCAUGAAGUUUGGCUCCUGGACUUAUGAUGGCACCAUGGUUGACCUCAUUUUGAUCAACGAGAAUGUGGACAGGAAAGACUUCUUCGACAAUGGCGAAUGGGAGAUCCUAAAUGCUAAAGGGAUGAAGGGGAACCGGAGAGAGGGUUUAUACUCCUAUCCGUUUAUCACGUACUCUUUUGUGCUGAGGCGCCUGCCCUUGUUCUACACCCUCUUCCUGAUCGUGCCCUGCCUCGGGCUGUCUUUCCUGACCAUUCUCGUCUUCUACCUGCCUUCUGACGAGGGGGAGAAGCUGUCCUUGUCCACAUCCGUUCUGGUUUCCCUGACGGUCUUUCUUUUAGUAAUUGAAGAAAUCAUCCCGUCUUCUUCAAAGGUCAUUCCUCUCAUUGGCGAGUACCUCCUGUUCAUUAUGAUUUUUGUUACCCUGUCCAUCAUUGUGACUGUUUUUGUCAUUAAUGUGCACCAUCGCUCCUCCUCAACCUACCACCCCAUGGCGCCCUGGGUGAAGAGACUAUUUCUUCAAAAACUCCCGAAAUUACUUUGCAUGGAAGAUCCUGUAGAUCGCUACUCUUUCCCAGAUGCCGACGAGCAUCAGCUAGCGGGGGAAGCGAACGUCCAAGAGAAAAGGAAGCACAAACCAAGGAGCGAUGGGGACAACGUUCUGGUGGCUUUCUUGGAAAAGGCCGUCGAUUCCAUCCGCUACAUUUCCAGGCAUGUGAGGAAAGAGCAUUUCAUGAGCCAGGUAGUACAAGACUGGAAAUUCGUAGCUCAAGUUCUUGACCGGAUCUUCCUGUGGCUCUUUCUGACAGUGUCCGUAAUGGGCUCCAUCCUGAUUUUCACUCCUGCUUUGAAGAUGUGGCUGCAGAGUUACCACUAGGAACAAGCCUCCUGAGAAUGUGGACGACAAACCACAGAGAUAACAUUAUAUUUUAGAGCGGGCAUCCACCUAGCCUGUAGCCUAGGCGUAGAAUGCUCAUGGAAAUGAAACGUCUCUUGAUGGGAGAGACCUUGGUAAAUAGGGAUUUGCCCACAGUUAGUGGAUGGUUGCCAGGAGAGUGAUUUGGGUUGAAAUAAGAAAGAACCUUCUCGGCUCCUUCCCAUCAGAUGGGUGAGAAACUCAUCCUCUACAUUCCGAGACUUUCCCUCCUUGACGGGAGCAGCCAGUGCUUUGGGCCCUAAUUCUCUGACACCAGUGCCCACUCUCAGGUAUGUGUGUUCAAACAGAGAGAUGGCAAAAGUCACUCCCAUGGAGACAGGCCUCGGUGGCAGAUGUUCUCAGUCUUUCUCUCAAGCACUCGCUGACUACUCCACCACUUCCUCUUUGGGUCCCCACCGUCUAUCACUUUAGGAUUGUUUGAAGGUUUUACUAGGGGGGAAAAAUCCCUUUGGCAAUUUCCCAUAUGGGACCACAAGUUUCACUGGUCUGUUAGGUUUUUACCAGAAAACGGAUCUCAUCUUUGAUCUGGCUUAUGAAGGUACCUCAGCCAACUUUCCAAUGAUGGAUUCAUUUUCUAGAAUGUUAGAG